AUGCAAACUUCAAGCACCCUCUCCCGAGCGGAGACAUGGCGUCUGCUGCUCCUCGCGGGAGCUGGCCUCGGCAUCCUGGUCAACACGUUCCAAGGUGAUGGCGCACCGCUGAUAGCCUCAAUCGCUCUAGCCGCCAUUGCAUUUGCGGUCGCAUUCAGCAUGAUUCGAUGGCUCGGACCUGUGUUUAUCAAGGCGGGCUUGAAGGGAAAGGAUAUGGCCAAACCUAGAAAACCUGAAAUACCGGAAACGAUGGGCGCCGUCUGUGCCGUUGUGUAUCUACUAUCACUGAUCGUCUUUAUUCCCUUUGCCUUCUAUAAGGACAUUGUCGCUGCAACUUCCGGCGGAGGAAAUCGAGAUGUAGUGAUUGAAGACCAGCAUAUCGAGACUGGUCGGUACCUGCAUCGAUUCCCUCAUGGCAGGCUCGCAUCUUACUUGUCGGGUUUACUGUCUCUGCAAUCUAUCGUCAUUCUUGGGAUCGGGGACGAUCUUCUCGAUAUUCGCUGGAGACACAAAGUCUUGAUUCCUGCAUUUGCAGCAAUUCCCAUGCUUAUUGUGUACUUUGUCGACUUUGGUGUGACACAGGUCGUUGUACCGGUCCCUCUGCAACGGUAUUUGGGUGAUUUCAUUGAUCUCGGAUGGCUGUACUACAUGUACAUGGCAGCUGUGGCAAUCUUCUGCCCGAAUGCUAUCAAUAUGCUGGCAGGAAUCAAUGGCAUUGAAGUUGCUCAGUCACUCGUCAUUGCGAUUCUUCUUCUUUUUAACGAUGCGAUGUACCUGGCACCCAUCACGCCAUACCCGCACCCGGCAACUGACUCGCAUCUUUUCUCCAUCUACUUUUUGCUACCUUUUAUUGGAGUUUCAGCUGCGCUUUUGUGCCACAACUGGUAUCCCUCGAGAGUCUUUGUUGGUGAUACCUAUUGCUACUUCGCAGGCAUGGUGUUUGCUGUAGUGGGUAUUUUGGGACAUUUCAGUAAGACCCUUUUGCUACUUUUUGUCCCGCAGAUCUUCAACUUCCUUUAUUCGACACCUCAAUUAUUCCAUUUAAUACCUUGUCCCCGUCAUCGACUGCCAAAAUUCAAUGCCUCGACCGGUCUUCUGGACGCCUCUGUUACGGAAUGGACCAUCCCCCCAUCGCCAUUGAUUGCUAUGGCGCUCAACGUCUUGCAUCGAGUACGGCUUGUGCGUGUCACAAAGAAUGAAGAAGGGCAGAUUGUUGAGUCUACGAACCUGACAAUUCUCAAUCUUUGGCUUGUGUGGAUGGGACCGAUGCGAGAGGAUCGACUUGCGUGGCACAUGGUCGCGGUUCAGACUGUUUGCGGAUUCAUUGGCCUGUUUGUGCGCCAUCGUCUCGCUUUGCUUGUUUUCAAUCGAGAUAAUCGCACGUUUGGCUCUAUUGUAUAA
Molecule: messenger RNA, 1401 nt
Organism: Penicillium macrosclerotiorum
Lineage: Eukaryota; Fungi; Ascomycota; Eurotiomycetes; Eurotiales; Aspergillaceae
Product: UDP-N-acetylglucosamine--dolichyl-phosphate N-acetylglucosaminephosphotransferase
Exons: 3
Coding region: 1-1401 (466 amino acids)
Biological process (GO): dolichol-linked oligosaccharide biosynthetic process; protein N-linked glycosylation
Cellular component (GO): membrane
Molecular function (GO): UDP-N-acetylglucosamine-dolichyl-phosphate N-acetylglucosaminephosphotransferase activity
Source: RefSeq, a predicted model, not a curated record